GCGGUGGUUAUCUCCAAGAAAACUUCCUGUGAUAUGGCGACCGUGUCGCUACGUAUCAGUAUUCCUGAAGGUCCAGGUGGUGGUGUUAUUAAAACAUUACAAUUCGAUCCAACCACAACUGUAUAUGAUGCCUGCCGACAAAUUAGAGAUAAAAUAUCUGGCGAAUAUAAUCUUGGAGAUGGAAGGGAUUAUGGUUUAUUUUUGGCUGAUGAAGAUGCUAAAAAAGGAGUAUGGCUAGAACCUGGACGUAAUUUAGAAUACUAUAUAUUACGUAAUAAUGAUACAAUUGAAUAUCGUAAAAAACUACGACAAUUACGUGUACGAAUGUUAGAUGGUUCCGUAAAAACAUUAUUAGUUGAUGAUUCACAACCGGUAGCCAAUCUAAUGGUUGUCAUAUGCACAAAAAUUGGUAUCACAAAUCAUGAUGAGUAUUCGUUAGUAUGCGAAGAUGACGAAAAUCAAGAGAAUAUCGAAAAUAAUAAAUCGAACACCGGUACAUUAACAUUACGUCGACGUAAAGAGGAACGAGAGAAAGAGCGUGAUGCAAAAAUGACAAUUUUACGUAAAAAAUUGCGUACCGAUGAUGAAGUGAAUUGGAUUGAUCCAAGUAAAACGUUACGUGAACAAGGUAUUGAUGAAACUGAGACUGUACUAUUACGACGUAAAUAUUUCUUCUCCGAUGGUAACAUCGAUAGUCGAGAUCCAAUACAAUUAAAUCUUUUAUAUGUACAAGCAAGAGAUGCUAUCUUAGAUGGUACGCAUCCUGUAACGCAAGAUAAAGCAUGUGAAUUUGCUGGUAUUCAAGCGCAAAUACAAUUUGGUGAUUAUAAUGAGAAUAGACAUCGUCCUGGAUUCUUAGAUUUAAAAGAAUUCCUACCGCAAUCAUACGUAAAAGUGAAAGGUAUCGAAAAGAAAAUAUUUGCGGAACAUAAAAAACAUUUAGAUGUUUCUGAACUGGAUGCAAAAGUCCUAUACACAAAAACUGCCAGAUCUUUAAAAACUUACGGAGUCACUUUCUUCUUAGUCAAAGAGAAAAUGAAAGGAAAAAAUAAGCUUGUACCACGGCUAUUGGGUGUAACCAAAGAUUCAGUGCUACGAUUAGAUGAAAAAACAAAAGAAAUAUUAAAAACAUGGCCGCUAACAACAGUACGUCGUUGGGGUGCAUCACCAAAUACAUUUACAUUGGAUUUUGGUGAUUACAGUGAUCAAUAUUACAGUGUUCAAACCACUGAAGGUGAACAAAUUCAACAACUUAUCGCUGGAUACAUUGAUAUUAUUUUGAAAAAGAAAAAGGCGAAAGAUCAUUUCGGUAUUGAAGGUGAUGAAGGUUCAACUAUGGUUGAAGAUAGUGUUUCUCCUUUGAAGGCAACAAUUCUUUCACAUCAAGAAUCCAGUAAAAUUGCCAAAAUAAAUCAUGAAUCCGUUGCAAAACCAGCAAUUUAUCGCCCAGGAGCUGAAGGGGCUAGACCUUAUGGUCAUGGACAUGUAGGUGGAGCCCAAUAUACAACCAUCAGUGGACAAGCCCAUAUAGCCCAUUCCCCUCCAAUGGUUCAACAAACAAAAAUUACAAAUGUUUUAUCCGAACCACAAAAAGCUUUGUUAUCCACACUUAUGUCAACCCGUGAAACAUUGGAACAAACUCAGCGAUAUUUAUCGACACCAGCAGAAGCUCCAAACUUAGGACAUGAUCCUGCAAGCAUACAAUGGCGUGAAGUAACAUUGGAUACGAAAAAGCAUAAUGUCACUGCUCAUAUUGCUGCUAUGAAUGCAGCCACUGCUCAAGUAGUGACAUUAACGUCGUGUUCACAAGAUGAAGUUGAUCAUAAUGCCGUUGGAGCAGCAAUUACAACAAUACAAAGCAAUUUACCCGAAAUGACCAAGGAUGUCAAAUUAAUUGCGGCAUUGAUGGAAGAUAAUACAAAUGGCGAAAGGCUAUUGGACGCAACACGAAAAUUAUGCUCGGCUUUCACUGAUCUUUUGAAGGCUGCUGAGCCAGAAACACGUGAACCACGUCAAAACUUAUUGAAUGCAGCAUCACGCGUUGGUGAAGCUAGUCACCAAGUACUAACUACAAUUGGUGAAGAAACUGAAGAGAAUAAAGAAAUGCAAGAUAUGUUAUUAUCAUUGGCUAAAGCUGUGGCAAAUACAACUGCAGCUUUGGUAUUGAAAGCGAAAAAUAUAGCUGCGACAUGCGAAGAUCAACAUACACAAAAUAAAGUUAUUGGUGCUGCGACUCAGUGUGCAUUGGCUACUUCACAAUUAGUUGCCUGCGCUAAAGUUGUUGCAUCCACCGUUCAAAGCCCUGCAUGUCAGGCACAAUUAUUAGCUGCUGUACAAGAAGUAGCUCGUCCUGUUGAAGCAUUGGUUGCUGUUUGUAAUGAAGCUUGUCAAUCGGAACAACUAUUAUCCGAACUUAGUGGUGCAGCCCAAGAAGUUACUCGAACUCUUAAUGAUUUAUUAAAUCAUAUUCAAGUUGGAACACGUGUUCAAGCACAAGAAACCAUUCAAGAGACUAGUAUGGAAACUAUUAUGGUAGCAACCGAUAAACUAUUUGCAUCUUCGGGUGAUACAGCUGAAAUGGUUCGCCAAGCUCGUAUCCUUGGUCAAGCUACCGCAGAAUUAAUUAAUAGUAUUAAAGGUGAAGCUUCAAAACAACCUGAUUCAGAUAUACAAAGACGUCUUUGGGAGGCUGCUAAGAAUUUAGCUGAAGCCACUGCUAGACUUGUUGAAGCUGCAAAACAAUGUGCGAAUACACCAGGUGAUACAAAUCGCCAACAAGAGUUACGUCGUGCAGCAGAACUUCUUCGAGAAGUUACAAGUGUUACAGCUUCUACACCAGCAUUGAAAAAUCGAUUUUUAGAUCGUUUGGAGCAAGUUGCAAAACAAGCCGCGUCAGAUGCGUCUCAAGCAAUUUGUGCAUCGAAAGCAUGUAAACCACCACCAGGAGUACAAGAUUCAUCCACAGCUCAAUGGUUAGCCUUGGAAGAAGAUUGUGCCAGUUUACAAGAUUAUACAACGCGAUUAGUUGAAUCCGUAUCUCGACUUCGCCAUCAACCUGAUUCACCAGCUGCUCAAAUGGCAUUAGUUAGUGCAUCAGAACAAUUUAUUCAACCAGCUUGGCAAUUAGUACAUUCUACGCGAUCGACAUUAACCACAUUACCAACAUCAAAUGCAAACACCUUGGCAGCAAAUGCAGCCUCACAACAAUUAGCUGCCAGUGUGAGUGUACUUGAAUCAAGUUUGGGACGUGCAAAAGCUGCUAUUGUUGGAUCAUCCACAACAAUUACUACAACUAUCACACAAACUGAUAGUCAUCAAAGAGCUUCGAAAACUGGUAGCAAUGAAUGGGGACAAAAACAAUUCGAAGCUGCUAUACAAGCUGUUGAACAAUUACGGCAAGAACUUGAUGAAAUUGAUCAAACUGAGGAUCUUAAACCUUUACCUGGAGAAACGUCGGAAUCAUGCUCCGCAGCUCUAACAUCGGCUGCCAAAUCUAUCCCACAAGGAGCUGCACAACUUUUAAGUGCUGCGGGACAAGGUGCUGUAGGUUACGCAGGACGUGCUGCUUCUGGAAUAAUUGGCUCAUUACGUGAUUUAACUAAUGCUAGUCGUGGAAUUGCUGCUCAACAACCGGAGAUUAAACACAAGGUUAUAAAUUCAGCACAAGAAGUCUUAACACACAGUCAAUACCUAUUCGAAGAAGCACAACAUAGUCUACAAACAAGCGAUGGCAAAUUAAAUCCAAAUUUGGCUGUGAUUGCAAAAGAUAUUUCAGCAUCAUCAAAUCGUUGUCUAAAUAACUUACCAGGUCAACAAGAUGUUGACGAAACGAUUACAUCAAUUUAUGAGAUGACACAAAUUUUAACACUUAACGAAUAUCCACCCACAACUAAAGCUUAUGGUCAAUUACAACAAGAAUUGAACUCUGCUGCAGCCAAUUUGAAUGAUUGUUCCACCGAUGUGGUGACAUCAAUUAAAAGUCCAGUUCAAUUGGCUAAGAGUUCCAAAAAUUACGGUAACGCAUUUGGUGAUCUUUUUGGAUUGUCUAUGGAAAUGGCUGGCCAAACAAAAGAAACUGAAGUACGUAAUCAAAUUGUAAUGUCAUUACGUAAUAUAUCAAUGACAUCUUCGAAAUUAUUACAAACUGCCAAAAUGGUUUCCGUUGAUCCAUCAUCGCCAAAUGCAAAGAAUCAACUGGCGGCUGCCGCACGAGCUGUAACUGACAGCAUUAAUUAUUUAGUUGAUGUUUGUACGUCAGCAGCACCUGGACAAAAAGAAUGCGAUAAUGCUAUACGUAAUAUACAAAGCUUAAAACCUUUGCUUGAUAAUCCAUCUGAACCAAUUAACGAUUUUACAUACUUUGAAUGUUUGGAAACUGUUAUGGAAAAGAGUAAAAGUUUGGGUGAUGGUAUGACUGGAAUUGCUAAUCAUGCUAAGAAGUCAGAACAUGAACAAUUUGGUGAAGCUGUUAAAGGUGUUAGUUCAUCUGUAUGUGGGUUAAUUGAAGCAUCUGUUCAAGCAGCAUAUUUAGUUGGAAUAUCAGACCCUACAAGCGUAGCCGGACGACCUGGUUUGGUUGAUCAAGCACAAUUUGCUCGAGCAUCACAAGCCAUACAAUCAGGCUGUCAAAGUUUGAGUAAUCCAACAUCUACUCAACAACAAGUGUUAACAGCUGCUACAAAUAUUGCUAAACAUACAUCAGCUUUAUGUAACGCAUGUCGUACAGCUAGUUCAAAAACUACCAAUCCUGUAGCAAAACGUCAUUUUGUUCAAUCAGCGAAGGAUGUUGCAAAAUCAACUGCUUCUCUUGUUAAAAAAAUUAAAACAUUGGAUUCAGAUUACUCUGAUAUAAAUCGUGCUCGCUGCGCCGAGGCUACAAAACCAUUAUUAGAAGCUGUUGAAGAUCUAUGUGUGUUUGCUAGUUCCUCAGAAUUUAUUUCAAUUCCAGCGAAGAUUUCUAGCAAAGCACGCCAAAGUCAAGAACCAAUUGUGGAAUCCAGUCGUCGUAUUAUUGAUGGAUCUUGUGCAAUGGUAAAAGCGGCUAAGAGCUUAGCAUUAACACCUCGAGAUCCACCAACAUGGCAAACUUUGGCAAAUCACUCAAAAGAUGUUAGUGAUUCGAUUAAAAAGCUUGUUUCAAGUAUUCGUGAAAAAUCACCAGGACAAAAUGAAUGUGCUCAAGCAAUUGAAUUAUUAUCAUCAUAUCUCCGUUCAUUAGAUGCUGUUUCGUUAUCCACGGUCAGUGGUCAACCAAUCCAACAAAUGGAAAAUGGAUUGAAUGGUCCACAAGAUAAUUUAGCAAGAGCAACAGCUGCCGCUAAUGAAAUUAUUGAUAAUUUAGAAUCAGUACGAAUCGCUGGUCGACAAGAAUCACAAAAUAUUGGACAUACCGUGAAUCAAAUGAUUCAAUAUUUCGAGCCUUUAGUCAAUGGAUGUAUUGGAACAUCAGCGGCGUUGAUUAACUCAAAACAACAAAUUAUGUUGUUGGAUCAAGCAAAAACUGUUACAGAAUCCGCACUACAAUUAUUGUUUGCUGUACGCGAAGCUGGUGGAAAUCCAAAAGCUAUAAAUAUUCAUUCAGAUAUUGAUGAAUUUUCACAGUCGACUCGUGAUGGUCUACGCGAGCUCUUGGGUACUUUGGAACAAUUGUCAACCCAAAGUGGUAUUUACACAAGUGUUAUCGAUACGAUAACACGAGCAAUGUCUCGUUUAACCGAUCAUCGAUUAUCAUUCGUUGGAAAUUUCAAUGAAUCAGAUGGCUAUGUGGAUUAUCAAACUCGUAUGGUACAAAACGCAAAAGAAAUUGCACGAUUGGCUCAAGAAGUCAGUUCCAAAGCAACAACAUCACCAAACGAAACGGGCCCACUAUGUUCAGAACUAUCACGACGCUUUGGUGAUCUUGCUACCGAUACACCUGGAGCUGCAGCUGUUUGUAGUAGCGCUGAAGUAUCACAACGUUUGCGCACUACUGUUUUAGAGCUAGGACACAGUAUAUCCGCUUUAGUUGGCGCUGUAAGUGUGGGUGCAGGACGUGAAGUUGUUGAUGAAGCACGAGUUGUUAAUGAUAAAGUAUCACAAGUACUUGCAACCUUACAAAUGGGAUCACGUGGUACACAAGCGUGCAUUAAUGCCGCAUCUACAGUGUCGGGUAUUAUCGGCGAUUUGGAUACAACAAUUAUGUUUGCUACUGCUGGUACUUUACAACCAGAACAUGCUGGUGAUUCAUUUAGUGAACAUCGUGAGGCAAUAUUGAAAACUGCUAAAGCUUUGGUGGAAGAUACAAAAACACUUGUGGCUGGUGCAGCUUCAUCACAAGAACAACUUGCUGUUGCUGCUCAAAAUGCUGUUACAACUAUUGUUCAAUUGGCUGAAGUUGUUAAAGUUGGUGCUGCAAGCUUAGGACCAACUAGUCCUGACGCACAAGUAAUGCUUAUGAACGCAGUCCGUGAUGUAGCAUCAGCACUUGGUGAAUUAAUUCAUGCUACAAAAGCCGCAUCAGGCAAACCAAUAUCGCAUCCAGCAAUGACACAGUUAAAGGAUAGUGCUAAGGUAAUGGUUACAAAUGUAACAUCGUUACUAAAAACUGUAAAAGCUGUGGAAGAUGAACAUACUCGAGGAACACGUGCUUUGGAAUCAACUGUUGAAGCCAUCAGUCAAGAAAUUCGAGCUUUAUAUUAUCCUGAAGGACAUAAGACAACUGCUACACCCGAAGAAUUGGUACGAUGUACAAAAGCUAUUACAGUUGCGACGGCUAAAGCUGUUGCUGCUGGUAAUAGUAAUAAACAAGAGGAUAUCAUUCAAGCUGCUAAUAUUGGCAGAAAAGCUAUAUCCGACAUGUUAAUUAUUUGCAAGGGAGCUGCCUAUAGUUGUGCUGAAACCGAAGAAUUACGUAACCGUACACUAAAAGCUGGUGCUGAUGUCGCUACACAAUAUAGAGAAUUACUUCAAGCUAUACUUCAAGGUGGUGGUCAAGAUUCUAAACAUUUAUUGCCGCCAAUUUCAAGAAAAAUGGCACAAUGUGUUACGGAUCUUGUGACUGCAGCGGAAUUAUUAAAAGGUAGUGAUUGGGUUGAUCCAGACGAUCCUACUGUUAUUGCUGAGAAUGAGUUACUUGGUGCGGCGGCGUCAAUUGAUGCAGCUGCUAAGAAAUUAGCAAGUUUGCGACCACGAAGAACCAGUAUCAAGGAAGCGGAUGAAUCAUUAAACUUUGAUGAAAUGAUCUUAGAAGCAGCAAAAAGUAUAGCAGCGGCUACAUCUGCUCUUGUAAAAGCCGCUUCAGCGGCACAACGUGAAUUGAUUGAUUCAGGCAAAGUAUCAAAUCGUCCAUUAACAUCAUCAGAUGAUGGUCAAUGGUCUGAAGGAUUAGUGAGUGCUGCACGAUUAGUCGCAGCUGCAACACAUAGUUUAGUCGAAUCAGCAAACGCAUUAGUUCAAGGUAUUGCAUCCGAAGAGAAAUUGAUAUCUUCCGCCAAGCAAGUCGCCAGUUCAACAGCACAAUUGUUAGUCGCAUGUAAAGUAAAAGCUGAUCCAGAUUCAGAAAGUACACGACGCCUACAAAUUGCUGGUAAUGCGGUAAUUCGAUCAACGGAUAAUCUAGUACGCGCUGCCCAACGUGCUAUUGCCACUGAAGAUGAACGAUCGUUAAUAUUAAAUAAACGAUUGGUUGGGGGUAUGACCCAAGAAAUUGACGCAAGAUCCGAAGUAUUAAGAAUUGAACGUCAAUUGGAAGAAGCUCGAUGUAAACUAACAGCAAUACGACAAGCAAAAUAUAAAAUGCGUGGUGGUGGAUUAUCUGGUGAUGAAUCAACGGGUGGAGGUAAUUCCUCAAGUGGAGAAACCGGUGGUGGUGGAACAUUUGAUGGAUAUAAUAAUACAACGCGUUAUUAUGAAUCUUCGAGAACAUUAGAUCGUUCUAAAGAUUCGACAAAUAAAAAUUAUGACAUAUCAUAUGAAAAUACAAAAUAUAGUCAGUUGACUAGUCCUGAAAAAGUGAAUACACUAGAGCGUAAUAAAAAUCGUAGUAAUAAUGUCCUCCAAUCCGAAAUCAAUACAUUAAAUUCAAGUGUGCAUGGAGUUGAUGGACCCAGUUACAGCAGUUACGAUCCAAACACAUCAAGCGACAACAGUUAUACAACCUAUGAAAAAUAUUCAAGUGUAACGUCACCAUUGAAAUCACCAAAAUUUGAUCAUAAUUUUUCACGAUUACCAGAAAGCUAUAAAAAAUAUUCCGAAAGUUUUACAAAAAAUUUAACAUCACCACGUAAAUUUGAAAUCAACAAAAACAUAUCCAGUUCAAUUGACAAUCAAUCCGAUUCCAGUUUACCGAAAUUCAUAUCAGCUACUCCCAAAAAAUUACAAUCGAAUGGUGGUAGUAAAACGGAAGUAACUGAAAAAUAUUUUACAACAAGUACACCAUAUAAAAGUGAAACUACAACACAUAAACAAUUUCAAAAUGGUGGUUCUCAAUCUCAACAACAAUCGUCAGUUUCAACAUAUUCAAAUUAUGAAAUUAUAAAUGAGCCACCGAUAAUUACUGAUAAUGAAACAUUGGAACAACGUAUGUGUAAGAAAUCAGUUACACAGAAAAUUGUUGAAAAACGUACGGUAACUAUGUCUCAAACUAAACAGGAAGGUACUACAUUACGAUCCUUUAAAUUUGAAGAGUAAUUGUUUCAACGCAUAAUGUUUGGCGUUGAUCCAAAAUUAUGUCAAUUAUUGUUUUUAAAAUUCUAAACAAAAUUUUUAUAAAGAAUCUUUGUUCGAUUAAUUGAAUAUUUUUGAAUUGUUGUAAGCGAAAUGUUAAAAUAACGCUUGCUUUCGCAGCGCGGUACCAACCACCGGUUCCCCCAAUAUUUAAUUUCAGUAAUAUCUCUCUAAACUUCCUGUUAGGCACCUCCUGAAAAUUUUAGCCAGUCUUUAGUAGGCAUUUUGAGCUAGAAAAUUUUUGGGGAAGAUUUUAAUUAGGCAUUAGUAGGCUUUUAGAACUUGGUAAUAUUCGGGGAAGGUCCGUCGAAUAAAUUUAUUCGUGGGAUAUCUUGAGACUUCUGAAACUGAUACUAACUUCAGCGUUCUCUUGAUUCUUUAUGUUAUUCUUAAAGAGGAAUGCAAGUCUCAUUAGGUGAUCUUGUUUCAAGAUAAAAAUAUCUCUAAUCCUGUGUUUCUGAUAAAGAUGAUUCUCCAUCAAUCCCGACGAAAGCGUAAUAAACAAAUAAACUUACUUUCACAUUUAUAAUUAUUAUCAGGAUUCCACUGGAAAGGUUUUGCUUACAAAACGUAUCAAAAAUAUUCAAUUUUUACGAAAACAUUAAAACGUAUUUUAUUUGGAAAAAUAAAUUGCGAUAGUAAUAUUUAAUUUAAAAAUGA
This is a messenger RNA of Chrysoperla carnea, 9363 nucleotides long. RefSeq names its product talin-1 (gene rhea). Gene Ontology annotation, cellular component: plasma membrane; ruffle; focal adhesion. The record is from RefSeq and is a predicted model, not a curated record. Gene Ontology annotation, biological process: cell-cell adhesion. The transcript is spliced from 18 exons. The coding region runs from base 34 to 8667 and encodes 2877 amino acids. NCBI's taxonomy places the organism in Eukaryota, Metazoa, Arthropoda, Insecta, Neuroptera, Chrysopidae. Gene Ontology annotation, molecular function: integrin binding; actin filament binding; structural constituent of cytoskeleton.